Molecule: messenger RNA, 1201 nt
Organism: Ciona intestinalis (vase tunicate)
Lineage: Eukaryota; Metazoa; Chordata; Ascidiacea; Phlebobranchia; Cionidae
Source: RefSeq, a predicted model, not a curated record
AAAUUAAUUUAUAAAAUUAGGAAAUUUAAAAUAAGUUUCCAGAUUUAAAAGCGCAUAAUUAGUGAUUGAUGAAACCGAGUUUCGUAAAACUGUCAUAUACAUUGGUACCUGUUAACACGGAACUAUAGGUUGAAAACAGUUUAAACUUCACUUUGUUCAGUAUAUGCAAGCGAACUGUGGUUCAUACGAAUCGUGUUUAACUAUACAGUCUACAAACGAGGUAUAUACUGUGCCAAUAUCUAGCAUCACCAGUCUGGUAAUUAAUUAGGCUUAAUCGUUAAGUUGUUUCAAUUAACUAUACUUUAACAUAACGCAGAUCACUGUAGGGGUUAUUUCAAUUACUAUUGGUCAUUAUGAAGUGCAUUUGGUUUGUGUUGCUUGUAGAGGUUAUGAGCGUAGUUGAUUCACAUCGACCACUGACCAACGAGGGGAGUUAUGAACUAUCUCUGUCUUCCAAAAAAGCUAAAACAAAGGCAGAGAUAGGCUACAUGAUGUGCUUGCCCAAAGUUCCGGAUUACGUUAACGCAACAGCAAGACCGAGCAACCCAUCUUUGCCCCACAAGUUCAACGUGACCAUUCUUGAAAUUAAGAGAGGAAGCUUUGUAGUUGAAAUAAAUCGAAUUGAUCAAGCUAUAGGUUGGGAUAGGAUGCCGAUAACUGUGGAUUGGUCCUCGUAUAUAGGUAAAGGAUUGUUUUAUCAGAAUCUGAUCCUUUGGUUUCCUGAUGCUGCAGAUAUAAAAGAAAUGACCCUUAACACAGCAUCGAAGUCCUGCAUUGACAAUGGCGGUCGAUUGGUGGAUAUUGUGGAUAAAGCGAUGUACGACGUGGUUUAUAAUUACAGUCGACAAACCAUCGUAUUCGGAUCAAAUCCUUGGGUUGAUAUUUGGCUCGGUUUAAGUUACAACACAACGACUGAUACAGUGACGCAGAGCAACGGGAAACCUGGUUAUAAUGGAGGUUGGUAUCCUUAUAAUGCUCCGGCUAGAGGAAGUGGAACCGAGACGUACACUGGAUUGUUUCUUCGCAUCGUACAACCGAGUUCAACCAGCAUCUUGCACGGAGUGCUUAAUGAUUCCCCGACAUCGCCUUAUACCGCUACACAAUUAUGUUCAACCUAAUAACUUAGUUAGCAUAAGUUGGAUGGCGAAUGAAUUAAUAUUUAAAUGGAUGAAUGUAACGUAUAUAUACAAGGGUCGAAUUA